UCUCCUCUCUCUCUCAAACCCAAUCUCUUUCUCUCUCUAAACUCCUUCCAAUUAUUUUUUAAUAUUUUUCAUCAUUCUCUCAACCACUGCAUCCUUCAAUUCUCAGAAAAAGGGAAAAAAAAAUCUUUUUCGAUUCUCGAUCGAUCGCUGCUGCGAUCGGCGCCGAUGAAUCGAGGGUUUGAUUGAUUCCGAUGGUCGCCUUUUUGUAAUUUCGAUGAUGGGUUGCUUCCCUUGCUUUGGAUCGACCAAGGGGAGCAAAAUUGAGGUGAAUAGUAGUCAGCAAGGAGGAGGGGAUCUAAAGAAGGAAGCUUCAGUUGCCCCAUCCUCUGACAAAUCAAAGUCACAAAGUGGUUCAGAGUCCAAGAAUGAAGCUUUAGUUACCAAAGAAGGAAAUGCUACCCGCAUUGCAGCACGAACAUUCACUUUUCGUGAGCUUGCUGCUGCUACCCAGAACUUUAGACAAGAAUGCUUGAUUGGUGAAGGUGGUUUCGGUCGUGUAUAUAAAGGUCGCUUGGAGGAUGGACAGGUUGUUGCUGUGAAACAACUGGAUAGGAAUGGCCUUCAAGGAAAUAGGGAAUUCCUUGUGGAGGUCCUCAUGCUUAGUCUCUUGCACCACCCAAAUCUUGUAAAUCUUAUUGGUUAUUGUGCUGAUGGAGAUCAACGACUCCUUGUUUACGAGUUCAUGCCAUUGAGAUCGUUAGAAGAUCAUUUGCACGACCUUCCAUCUGACAAGGAACCUCUCGACUGGAAUACUCGGAUGAAGAUAGCCGCUGGUGCAGCUAAGGGAUUAGAGUACUUGCAUGAUAAAGCAAACCCUCCUGUUAUUUACAGAGAUUUAAAGUCGUCAAACAUUCUGCUUGGUGAAGGAUAUCAUCCAAAGCUGUCUGAUUUCGGGCUUGCAAAACUUGGUCCAGUCGGAGACAAGACCCAUGUCUCUACACGAGUUAUGGGCACCUAUGGCUACUGUGCUCCAGAGUAUGCUAUGACUGGACAGCUGACUCUCAAAUCUGAUGUCUACAGUUUCGGUGUUGUAUUACUUGAAAUUAUCACUGGACGUAAAGCAAUUGAUAGCACCAGGCCUACUGGAGAACAGAAUUUAGUAGCAUGGGCACGUCCCUUGUUCAAGGACCGAAGAAAAUUUCCGAAAAUGGCAGAUCCACUGCUACAAGGCCGCUAUCCAAUGAGAGGCCUAUACCAAGCAUUGGCAGUUGCGGCUAUGUGCUUGCAGGAGCAAGCUGCAACUCGGCCUCUUAUUGGGGAUGUCGUCACAGCACUCACAUACUUAGCCUCACAAAGUUACGAUCCAAAUGCAGCUCCUCCUCAAAGAAACAGAGCUAGCCUACAUGCUCUAAGGACCAAGGAGGAGAGUAGAGGCCUUGGAGGUGGAUUCGACAGUCCACGUGCUAAUGAUUCACCUCGUCAAAAUUCUCCUGGCUUCAGGUAUAAUAGGAAGGAAACCUUGGAGGAGCCUGAAGCACAUGAGUCUCAUAAUGACAGCCCAAAGAACUUUGGGAAAGCAGUAGAAAGUCGUAGGAGUCUUAAGGAUAUUGACAGGGAGCGUGCAGUUGCAGAAGCCAAGCUUUGGGGGGAGAAUUCAAGAGAGAGAAGACGAUCAAAUGCAGCUGGUAGCUACGAAGGCACAAAUGAAUAGCAACCCCACGCGAUAAUAAUGUAUUUAAAAAGCUUGGAAGUCAUAUUUUGCAUCUUGAAUCCAUUCCCCUGCUCGCAAAUAAGGUUAAUUAUUAUUAUCACAGUUCAGGAAGGUGAAGAUCUUUUCAAUUGAUCCCAAUUUACACAUGUAGCUCUGCACCAUCAUGCACCAUGGUGCAGUUUUGCACUUUGUACUUGGGGCUUCUGUGUGAAGCCUGCAAUGGUGCCUGUCAUAUUCUGUUACAUAAGAGAGUUUAUGAGUGUUGUUAUUACCUGUAUCUCAUAUCAUAAGAUUAUAUAUUCUAUUACAUUUUCAAGUCUUGCCUUUUACAGUA
Asparagus officinalis (garden asparagus) is the source of this 1985-nucleotide messenger RNA. RefSeq names its product serine/threonine-protein kinase PBL27-like. The transcript is spliced from 5 exons. Gene Ontology annotation, molecular function: ATP binding; protein kinase activity. NCBI's taxonomy places the organism in Eukaryota, Viridiplantae, Streptophyta, Magnoliopsida, Asparagales, Asparagaceae. Bases 215 to 1651 code for a protein of 478 amino acids. Gene Ontology annotation, biological process: protein phosphorylation. The record is from RefSeq and is a predicted model, not a curated record.